Molecule: messenger RNA, 508 nt
Organism: Moneuplotes crassus
Lineage: Eukaryota; Ciliophora; Spirotrichea; Euplotida; Euplotidae
Source: the annotation of a GenBank genome assembly
UAUGGAAACUCUGAUUAAUGAAGGCUUAGUUGAGAAGACAGUAAGUCUCCUCCCUGAAGACCUUGGAGAUGUUAAGGCAAAUAUUGAGAAGAAGUUACAAGAGACUGUUCAUAGCUGGGACGAAUCUGUUGAUGGCAUCGUCCUUGGUGUCAAGGAAGUUCAGAUUUUGGAAUCUGGAUUGGGCUUUAUCGAUUUUGGCGACCUCGCUCAUUACACUGUUAGGUAUCAUGUGAGGUAUUUUAAACCUGAGAAAGGCAAACAUUGUGUUGGCAAGGUCUGCCAUGUCUCAGAGACUGGUAUUAGCCUUCUUGUUCUGGAUUUAAUUAACUGAAGAAUUUUGGAACCUGAGAGCGAAGAUGAGAUUAUCGACACUCGGCCGAAGAAAUUACUCGAGAAAUUAGGCAAAUCCACACUCGAUAAUGGAGAGAAGGUGUAUUUCAAAAUUGAGGAUAUCCAAGCAAGCAAUGACUCCAUUAUGCUUUUCGGUAGUAUUCCAGAUAAAGAGUAG